Messenger RNA from Harpegnathos saltator (Jerdon's jumping ant), 4278 nucleotides. Its product is annotated as facilitated trehalose transporter Tret1. NCBI's taxonomy places the organism in Eukaryota, Metazoa, Arthropoda, Insecta, Hymenoptera, Formicidae. The coding region runs from base 1 to 1638 and encodes 545 amino acids. Gene Ontology annotation, cellular component: membrane. The record is from RefSeq and is a predicted model, not a curated record. Gene Ontology annotation, molecular function: transmembrane transporter activity. Gene Ontology annotation, biological process: transmembrane transport. The transcript has 8 exons.
AUGGAUCCUUAUUCACUGAGCGUGGAGCGGGAGGCUUCGAAGAACAUCGAGGAGAAUGAGCGAGAGUGCUUCAAAGACGCGAUCGUCUCGAGCCGGAGCCUCAACAAAGGGUUCGUCGAGCCGACAAACCUUAAAAACGCUAUCCGCGAGAUCGCCGCGUGCAUCAUCGCAGCGUCUUUCCACAUAGCGGUGGGUCUCAGCAUGGCGUACUCGGCGACUCUCAUUCCUCAUCUCGAGAAGGAAGACGCGGAGGUGCACGCGACGCAAGAAGAAACUUCUUGGAUAGCCAGCUUGGUCGUCGUAAGCGCGCCGAUCGGCGCUCUCAUGGGUGGCUUCCUGAUGGAGACGAUCGGUCGACUGAGAACUCUGCAGAUCGGCUCGAUACCCUGCGUGGCGGGCUGGAUCCUCAUCGCUCUCUCGACGAACGUGCCGAUGCUAUUGGUUGGUCGUCUUUUAGCCGGACUAGCGACUGCUUUAGCAACUUCACCAGCGAUCGUCUACAUCACCGAAGUGGCCAGGCCGGAAUUACGCGGCUCUUUGAUCUCCUUCGGACCGACGCUGGCGUCGUUCGGAAUGGUGCUGUCGUACUUGAAAGGCGCUUACCUCGACUGGCGGCUGGUUGCCUGGCUCAGCAUCAUCUAUGCGAUUGUACCGGUGAUUCUAGUGCAGGUCUGGGUGCCGGAGUCGCCAGUCUGGCUCGUCUCGAAGGGACGCAUCGACGAUGCCAAGAAGUCUCUGGAAUGGCUCUACAAAAAUGAGACGUCGCAAGGUAAGAUGUCCGUCGCCGAGACGCAAUUUACCACCAUCAUGAAGGAGAACGAAAUUAAACUGAGCGAACAGCGACGCAGCAAGCACGGCAACGUGUCCAAUAAGCUGCGGGGAUUCCUGAAGCCGACCGGAUGGAAGCCCAUGGCGAUACUCUUUCUGCUGUUUUCGUUCCAGCAAUUCUCCGGGAUUUACAUAACGCUAUUCUACGCGGUCACCUGGUUCCAGGAAGUGGGUGCGGGUGUUGACGAGUACAUAGCAUCGAUUUUGGUGGGUGUGACGCGUUUCCUGUGCUCCAUGGUGAACACCUGGUUGCUUAGACGAUACAGGAGGCGAGCAUUGUGCAUCAUAUCGUCUCUGGGUAUGGCGGUGUGCAUGACCGUUUCCGGUUACUUCACCCUGAACAUCAGGAACGGCGAUCGAAGCGGAUACUGGGUACCAGUGCUGUGUCUGCUGCUCUACGUGUGCACGUCGAUGGUGGGAAUGCUAACGAUCCCGUGGACCAUGACAGCGGAACUGUUCCCCAGCGAAAUCCGCGGGAUCGCCCAUUCCAUCAGCUACUCCAUGGCGAACUUGUUGAUGUUCGCCGCGCUGCAGAGUUACCGAAGUUUGCAAACUUUUCUCGGAGGGUCCUAUGCCGUCCAAUGGUUCUUCGCCGGUAUUUCCGUGGGGGCUGCUAUAUUCGUGUGGUUGCUGCUACCGGAGACUCACGGGAAGAAGUUGUCGGAGAUCGAGGAGUACUUUCACAACAAUUUCCUGGCGCUGGGGGCGAAGAAGAAGCGUAAACAUCGAAGUGCCGAGAAGCGGGCACAGCAGAAGAUGAAAUCGCCCGCGACCGAGCCACUUAAUCCGAAAAUCGUGCAAGAUGUUUAGGGACGUCUGCUUCUUUACUUCUCUUUUUUUUUUCUCGUCUGUUUCCUUUUAUCCACGGAACCGUGCGUAUUUCAAACAAAAGCCAGCUUCGAAUGUCUUUCCAAGGAAAACGAGCGCGCGAUCAGCCUCGGAUCUUACACGGUGAUCUUUCGUCACCACACGUAUAUUCGUGCGAAACACCGAUCCUUUGGAUAUUAAUGGCGGAAUCAGCGGAGUUCGACGCUCGAUGCGAAAAUCGCAACUGACGCAACAAUCAGCGAGCGAGGAACGAUCGGAUCGGAGAAGUAAUAAAUGCACGGCGAGACGCGCGAGAUAAAGCUUGAAACUUAGCUCUAAUACUCGGCCAUGCGCGUAGAAAUGGAAGAGGAAGAGCGACAUUUUUCCGAUGUUUCGUACUGCUCGCAGGACUACGCCGUCAACACUUUAAGAUACGCAUAUAACGUUACGAGUUACGGGAAUAUUUCGAGAGAGACAAAUAGAGAAAAAGAAAAGAGAGAGAGAGAGAGAGAGAGAGAGAGAGAGAGAGAGAGAGAGAGAGAGAGAAGAAGGAAGAAAAAGAGUGUAAGUCGCGCGAAAAGAGAAAGGGAAGUCGAUUUGCGACUUGCGGUAAAAUAUACGUGUAUAUAUUUACAUAUAUAUAUAUAUGUGUCCAAAUAUAGUGCCUGUAUUCUCUUCCCUCUUCGUAAGAAUCUCGCGCGAGGCUCGUUGUUACAAUAUUACAGUAUUAAGAUUCCGAUCUGACUGCGCGUACGUCAUCGUCGCAAUAGAAUCGUGACUCGCGUGAUUUAUGUGAUAAUAAGAAUUAUUCUCUCUCAUCUUCGAACGACACGACUGUCCCGGUGACUUUUUCGACCGGGCUCUUUGGAAAUUUCAGAUGAGAGAGAGAGAGAGAGAGAGAGAGAGAGAGAGAGAGAGAGAGAGAGAGAGAGAGAGAAGGGAAGAGAGAAAGAGAGCUUCACAAGCAGGACGCGACUCGUACAAGCACGUGGUGUUUGUCUCACGAGGUGUGUAGAUUAUACCGAAGCGUCACUUCGAGACUCGGCAGAAACUUCGGAGCAGAACGGCCGAUUUGCAGAAUGCAGCCUGCCAGGAGACUCGAGCGUUCCUCCGGAAUUCGCGAAACCGUGCGGAACCUCGCGCAGACGGCACGCAACGGAGAGGAACUGUUAAUUGAUUCGUUCGACUUUGAUCUCUCGUCUCUAUUCGUACGUGGCGUCGUUUAUUUAGACAAGAAUAGACGCAUAUGUCCCCACACACACACACACACACACACACACACACACACACACACACACACGCACACACGCACAAACUCGAUGAAACCACUUACACAAUAUAAUAUUUAAUUUAGCGAAACAGAAGCCGCUUUUUAGACGGAGCGAGGAGUGCAGUCGCAAUGUCGUCCGCGUAAAUCGAUAUAUACAAUCGAUCGUCACUGCUGUUACAUUGUUGAUAACGCUUGUUAUUAUUAUUGUAAAGUUUACGGUCGCACGAGCACUGUAAAGUACAUAAACUAUAUAUCGAUAUCUCCCCCUCCUCUUCGGGGGUGAAGAACAGCGGCUAUAAUGUCAGAUCUUUUUUCACUCACGUGCGAAUAAUUAAAUAUACGAUCGAUGUUUAAUUACAGUAGACAGUCAUAACGAUGAGACAGAAAUAACGAUGAGAUAGCUCCAUGCGACAUCGCUCGCGGAUCACUCCGUCUAAAUGAGCCGCGCGGGGGGGGGGGGCAAUCUAUUGUUGUCGCGCAUCAUGAAAACCCGCGACGAACGGCCGAUCAAAUCGUCGACUCGAUCGGACGAGGUGCGAAUAAUCGAUUGAGCCGAAUAUUUUUAUACGUUGAAGUAAAAUACACCUGCACACACACACACACAAAAUACACACACACAUACACACACUGUGUGCGCACUUGUGUGUGUGUGUGUGUGGAUCCGUGUAAGUUAUAUUAUAAGUUACAACGAAUGAAUGAAGCUUCCAUGCGAUUUCUUUCUCAUCUCGUACUGGCGACUCGAUACCGUUCGUCGUGUUUUCACGACGGAGGGAGGAAGGAUGGUCGGCCGAUUCGUCCCUUCGAAUAAUUUACACCCGGUUUUAUCGGCGUUAAUAUGGAUCGAGAUUAAUUUCGAGAUCGUUAGUAGUAGUCGAUAGCCGAUUGUUCGUCCGAUUGCAGAUGGAACGGUCACGAAGAAAUGAUGAAUUCAGCCCGAACCAAGCCCGAUGACCAUCCAACCACCAUUAGUUUAAUAAUGCACUUUUAUCACAUGUGAUAUCAUUAUUUCUUUUCUUUCUCUUUUUUUGUUGCAAACGGACGAGGUCGAUUUAUCUUAUUCAAUUUAUUUUGCGUGUUACAUCGUGAUCAUCGGAAGGUCUCUCCAGUCUUCUCGCGAAGAGAGCGAUUCGAAAGGGUUUCACCGAUUCCUCGCUGCUGGAAAACGAAUUCUCUCAUCGAGCCCCCGUAUCAGACCAGACAGGUAUUGAUUGAGAUGGAGGAGUGUGGGUUAGAGAUGUGAACUCGGCGAAUCAAUUAACUCCGAUCUUGACUCGCUCUGUCUCGAUUGGUCAAGUUCCGAUCUGUAAUUCAUAAUCCUCAAUCUCCGAUAUUUAGUUCGUUACAGGGGCUUUAACGUCUCGAACGGUUACAUC